Molecule: messenger RNA, 4849 nt
Organism: Saimiri boliviensis boliviensis (Bolivian squirrel monkey)
Lineage: Eukaryota; Metazoa; Chordata; Mammalia; Primates; Cebidae
Gene: TLL2
Product: tolloid like 2
Biological process (GO): proteolysis
Molecular function (GO): metalloendopeptidase activity; calcium ion binding; zinc ion binding
Source: RefSeq, a predicted model, not a curated record
UCGCAGCCGCCGCAGCCUCGGCCGCCGGGCUAGUAGCUCCGAGAGGCGGCUUCCCGGUUGUCCUGACGAAGACAGGGGGCGCCGCGCUCCGCUUGCUCCGCGCCGGAGCCAUGCCCGGCAGCCCAGUGUAACCACCGAGUGCCGGCCACAGCCGACCGACCCAGUGCACCGUCCUUCUGCCAAGCUGAGCUUUCGUGCACACAACUCCCUCUGCCCCCGCCGGCCCUGCGCCACCAUGCCCCGGGUGACUGCACUUGGGGCCCUGGUGUCACUGCUGCUGCUGCCGUUGCCUCGCGGCGCCGGGGAGCUCGGAGAGCGCCCGGACGCCGUCGUGGACUACUCGGCGCUGGACGGCGAGGAAGGCACCGAGCAGCAGCUGGAGCAUUACCACGACCCUUGCAAAGCAGCUGUCUUUUGGGGAGACAUUGCCUUAGAUGAAGAUGACUUGAAGCUAUUUCACAUCGACAAAGCCAGAGACUGGACCAAGCCAUCCGUGGGGGCAGCGGAACACAGCACCGGCGGGCUUGAAGAGGAGGCAUCUGCGAGCAGCCCAAACGCCACAGCCACGGACACUGGCACCAAGGCAGCUGGAAAGGAUGGCCCGGAGAAUUCCACUCUCCCGCACAGCCUUGGGACCUUGCAUGCCGCAGCCGAGACUGUCUCCCCAAGGGUCCGCAGAGCCACAACCUCAAGAACAGAGAGGAUAUGGCCUGGAGGAGUCAUCCCCUACGUCAUUGGAGGGAACUUUACUGGGAGCCAGAGGGCCAUUUUUAAGCAGGCCAUGAGACACUGGGAGAAGCACACGUGUGUGACCUUCAUAGAAAGGACCGACGAGGAAAGCUUUAUCGUAUUCAGUUACAGAACCUGUGGCUGUUGUUCCUAUGUUGGGCGCCGAGGAGGAGGCCCACAGGCCAUAUCCAUUGGGAAGAACUGUGACAAGUUUGGCAUUGUGGCUCACGAGCUAGGCCAUGUGGUUGGGUUCUGGCAUGAACACACCCGGCCAGACAGAGACCAACAUGUCACCAUCAUCAGGGAAAACAUCCAGCCAGGUCAGGAGUAUAAUUUCUUAAAAAUGGAAGCUGGGGAAGUGAGCUCUCUGGGAGAGACAUACGACUUUGACAGCAUCAUGCACUACGCCCGGAACACCUUCUCAAGAGGAGUUUUCUUAGACACCAUCCUCCCCCGUCGAGAUGACAAUGGCGUCAGGCCAACCAUUGGCCAGCGCGUGCGGCUCAGUCAGGGAGACAUAGCUCAAGCCCGGAAGCUGUACAAAUGCCCAGCAUGUGGGGAGACCCUGCAGGACACAACGGGAAACUUUUCUGCACCUGGUUUCCCAAAAGGGUACCCAUCUUACUCCCACUGCGUCUGGAGGAUCUCAGUCACCCCAGGGGAAAAGAUCGUCUUAAACUUCACAUACAUGGAUUUGUUUAAAAGCCGGCUGUGCUGGUACGAUUACGUGGAGGUCCGGGAUGGUUACUGGAGGAAAGCCCCCCUUUUGGGCAGGUUUUGCGGCGACAAGGUCCCGGAGCCCCUGUUCUCCACAGACAGCCGGCUCUGGGUGGAGUUUCGCAGCAGCAGCAACAUCCUGGGCAAGGGCUUCUUUGCGGUGUAUGAAGCUACCUGCGGGGGAGACAUUAACAAAGAUGCCGGUCAGAUUCAGUCUCCCAACUACCCGGAUGACUACAGACCUUCCAAGGAAUGUGUCUGGAGGAUUACGGUUUCCGAGGGGUUUCACGUGGGACUUACCUUCCAAGCUUUUGAGAUCGAAAGGCACGACAGCUGCGCAUAUGACUACCUGGAAGUCCGGGAUGGCCCCACGGAAGAGAGUGCCCUGAUCGGCCACUUUUGUGGCUCUGAGAAGCCAGAGGACAUGAAAUCGAGCUCCAACAGAAUGUGGAUGAAGUUUGUGUCCGAUGGCUCUAUCAAUAAAGCGGGCUUUGCGGCCAAUUUUUUCAAGGAGGUGGAUGAGUGUUCCUGGCCAGAUCACGGCGGGUGCGAACAUCGCUGCGUGAACACGCUGGGCAGCUACAAGUGUGCCUGUGACCCUGGCUACGAGCUGGCCGCCGAUAAGAAGACGUGUGAAGUGGCCUGUGGCGGUUUCAUUACGAAGCUGAACGGAACCAUCACCAGCCCCGGGUGGCCGAAGGAGUAUCCCACAAACAAAAACUGUGUCUGGCAGGUGGUGGCCCCCGCUCAGUACCGGAUCUCCCUUCAGUUUGAAGUGUUUGAACUGGAAGGCAAUGAUGUCUGUAAGUACGACUUUGUGGAGGUGCGCAGCGGCCUGUCUCCCGAUGCCAAGCUGCACGGCAAGUUCUGUGGCUCGGAGACACCUGAAGUCAUUACCUCUCAGAGCAACAACAUGCGCGUGGAGUUCAAGUCCGACAACACGGUCUCCAAGCGCGGCUUCAGGGCCCACUUCUUCUCAGACAAGGACGAGUGUGCCAAGGACAACGGCGGGUGUCAGCAUGAGUGCGUCAACACCUUCGGGAGCUAUCUGUGCAGGUGCAGGAACGGCUACCGGCUCCACGAGAACGGUCAUGACUGCAAAGAGGCUGGUUGUGCACACAAGAUUAGCAGUUCAGAGGGGACCCUGGCGAGCCCCAACUGGCCUGACAAAUACCCCAGCCGGAGGGAGUGCACCUGGAACAUCUCUUCGACUCCAGGCCACAGGGUGAAACUCACCUUUAAUGAGUUUGAGAUCGAGCAGCACCAGGAAUGUGCCUACGACCACCUGGAAAUGUACGACGGGCCCAACAUCCUGGCCCCCAUCCUGGGCCGUUUCUGCGGCAGCAAGAAACCAGAUCCCUUGGUGGCUUCGGGCAGUAGUCUGUUUCUCAGGUUUUAUUCGGAUGCCUCGGUGCAGAGGAAAGGCUUCCAGGCAGUGCACAGCACAGAGUGCGGGGGCAGGCUGAAAGCCGAAGUGCAGACCAAAGAGCUCUAUUCCCAUGCCCAGUUUGGGGACAACAACUACCCGAGCCAGGCCCGCUGUGACUGGCUGAUCAUGGCGGAGGACGGUUACGGCGUGGAACUGACAUUCCGGACCUUUGAGGUUGAGGAGGAGGCCGACUGUGGCUACGACUUCAUGGAAGCCUACGACGGCUACGACAGCUCAGCGCCCAGGCUCGGCCGCUUCUGUGGCUCUGGGCCUUUGGAAGAAAUCUACUCCGCAGGAGAUUCCCUGAUGAUUCGAUUCCACACAGACGACACCAUCAACAAGAAAGGCUUUCAUGCCCAAUACACCAGCACCAAGUUCCAGGAUGCCCUGCACAUGAAGAAAUAAUGCUGAUGUUCUUGAAAGACAGGCGUUGAGAAUGUUUUGUUUUCGUUUUACAACAAUAGCACCUUGAAAAUCUGCCCUAAAACAGUGUACAGUAUUUUUCUCAAACAAACACUCAGAAUCCAGUCUUGGAGGUAUAUAUUUGAAUGAAAGUACAUGUAAGUUUGGCCAACAAGGUGGAGAGAAAAUGUUCUUUUGAUUCUGGCUGCAAUGUUAUCACUCAUGAACUGUUAAAGAAAAUUAGGGUUGAAGCCUCUGACCAUUCAAGCUAUGCUUGUACAUACCCAUUCUCCCUGUCCCUUGCUCCCAUGUGGCAAAAGGCCAGCCUUGAGGUUGGUCGUUCCUCUAAUCUGGACUUGCUUGCAAAGGUGCCAGGCUCUCUUCUGUCUAUGUUGGGCAUAAGAGAUGAAAGCUUGGCCAUGACUAGUGUGUGACUCACAGCUUUGGCUGGAAUUGUUUUCUUUCUCUCUACCAGGGACAUGUCAACCAAGAAACCUGAAAAUAUGGAUGUCAGGACUUAAAAAGGCAUCACACUGAGCAGUGUUCACAGAGGGAGUUUCGAGUAUGAGAAUCAUUGUCAUGAAGUUAGGAGACCACAGGCCAUUUCUCCGAGUCGUUGGCUCUCCUUGUCCCUUGGGUUCCCCGCAUCCCUAAUUACAGUGGGGGCUAAGGCAUCCAUUGUGAAUGCGCAAAACAUUUGCUGGCAAGAGUUCUGUCUGCUGAGAAGACAAUAUUGUGGCUCGUCCUGAUAGUUUUUCAUUCAUUGACUUUGAGAAGAGUCCACCUGUGCUUGGAAUUCCAUGGGCUUCGAAGAACAUUUCUUCUUUUAGCUUUGGAGGCACUUCCCGUGGCACCUGGGACUCUUUGACAUCCAGUUCGAACUGCAUUUGCAAACUGUGCAAAGACAUCUUAUGAGGGACCAAUUCAGGCCCCUCGUGGGGUGAACACUGCUGAAGACUGGUUAAUUAUAAGUUAUGUAAAAAUCAUCGUCUUGUGGAAUAAGCCGAUCAGUGACUAGCUUCCUGUAGCCAAUCAGGUUAAAGAGUGCAUUGGUAACAUUGCUUAGAUUAACUAGUAUUCAAUCACCAACUUGCAAUCAGAAUUCACAACACCUGGCACUUGUUCUAGAGAAGUGUAGCGGAUGUUUACAUAAUUGUAGCACCUCAAGGUAUAAUUUAAACAGUGAGGUAGUUUUGAAUGGCAUUUCAUUAAGGCAUCUAUGGGCAUUAUGAGCUAAAAGCUGUGGUAUGUUAGCUUUAAAAGAGUAUUUAUGUUGGAAUAAUUUUUAAGUAAUGUUUACAUAACUAAGUCCUGUUUGGUUGGUGUGGAACACAGGGCGGCACACGCAUGUUUUUGGUUAGAGCCAAGAUCGCUCCCAUGCACCAGAAUUCCUUUGGAAUGAAUCAGCAUCAUUUUAGACAAAGUGUUUGUAAAAGGUAAAAGGUUAUAUUUUUUACAGAUCAGAAUAUGCCACCAGAGGACUCUGUCUCAUUAAAAUGACUGCUGGGAGCAAAAACUAGAAUGAUACAAAGAAAAGUCAAAGAAAUGCAUGGGAAUACUUUUUCCUUAAAA